This is a messenger RNA of Iphiclides podalirius (scarce swallowtail), 312 nucleotides long. Lineage: Eukaryota; Metazoa; Arthropoda; Insecta; Lepidoptera; Papilionidae. The record is from the annotation of a GenBank genome assembly.
AUGAACUGUUUGAGUAUCCGAAAUGGGGGGCACGAGAUGGAAUUCGAGGAGCCGAGCGCACCGCCUUGUUAUCUGGCGCAGCCACCUUACAACCCCGAAUAUGUAUAUGAAAACAUUGAAUAUUUAAAAGGCCUUCAGACGUGGGGCGUGUACCAAACGGAGUCGCUCGUACGACGCGCGUGUUGUGAAGAUUACGAAUGCGGUGACAGAGGGCGUCGCUCUCUGUACGAAGGAGUCAACUGUCCACCGGUGAGUGCGUCAAGUAACCCAAGUUGUGUGCAGCACGACGCACGUCUCGCCGGCGCUUACGCA